Heterobilharzia americana is the source of this 2967-nucleotide messenger RNA. Lineage: Eukaryota; Metazoa; Platyhelminthes; Trematoda; Strigeidida; Schistosomatidae. The record is from the annotation of a GenBank genome assembly.
AAAGUUGUUUUUAUGACUACGGAAUGUAACGUUUUGAAAGUAAAAUAGAAUGAGCCAGCAACCAAAUGCAAACGAUAAUGACAUCACGAAAGUAGUAAUAAAACCGGCUGUCGAUGAUGUGACUUUUGAAGCAUUAAAAAAUGACUUUGAUGAAGUACUUAAAGAGAUUGAAGGAAACAGAGGCCUGGAGAGAUAUAAGGAGGAAUAUGAGAAGUUAAUGAACGCCUUCUUCAGGUCUCAUGACAAUGAAAAGCGCCUUAUGAGAAAAUGCCGAGAGCUGAAAGCAGAAAUAGUUUCAAACUCUGCUAAAGUAUCACAGGCAGUAAAGAUCUCUAGUGAAGAUCAAGGCAAUAUGACUUACUUAAAGCGCGAAAUCGAACAAGCCUGGAAAAUGGUUGAUGCCGCAGCUGAUAGAGAAACUAAGGCUCAUGAAACUAUUAAACGACUCAAAGAAGAGAUAGCAUCUUUAAGCAAACAACUGGAACAUGGAGGAGUUGGUGUUAUUGGACCAGAAAGUUUAGCUGAACUGCAAAGACAAAAGGAGAAAUUGAUCAAAGAAAGAGAUGAACACUACUUAGACAACCAGAAGUUAAAAGAACAAAUUGAAGAGACUAGAAAUCAUAUUGUGGUUUAUCAAAAUGAAUUACUUGACGCACAGAAUAAAAUAUCAGAAUUGACAGUAGAUAUUCAAAAUAAAAAUUUAGAAGUACAAAAGGAGUUACGUAAGAAAGAACGUAUGGAAAAAGAUUUAAAACAAGUACGCACUGAAGUUGAAACGAAAAUGGAAGAGAUCAGUUUAACAUCUGCAUCUGUUGAAAAAUUGAAACAAGAAUUACGUACAAAAGAGGAAGAGAAUCGUGCAACAAAGGUAUCCUUAGAACAAGCUAAUCGUCAUUUACAAAUAACUGAAGGCAAAUUAAAAGAUUGUCAAGCGAAACUUGAACAACAAAUUCAAGUUACUGAGUCUGUAACAGCUGAAGUACAAGCAAGAACCAUUGAAGUUAAGCAACGUGAAGAGGAAGUACAACGUACAAAAGCUGAUUAUAAUAGAUUACUAAAACAAACUGAAAUGGCUCAAAAGAAAUUGAAUCAAGCCGAAGAAGAAAAGGUGAAUUUAGAGCAUACUCGUGAACGUCUACGAAAUGAAAUACAAGCAUAUGAAAAUGAAAUGGAAUUAAUGCGUAAAACACAUGAAAUCGACAAAAAAGCAUGUGAAGAAUUAGGCAGAGAAAAGGAAACAUUGAAUAAAACUUUGACAAAGGCUACAGCACAAACAGCUAAACAAGCGAAUCUUUUAAAAAUGCAUGAAAUGUCAAAACAAAAUUUAGAACAAGAAAUUAUUAAUUAUCGUGAUGAAGCACAAAAACAACGUAAAAUUAUUUACAAGUUAGAACGUGAACGUGAUCGAUAUAUAACUGAAGCUUCUGAGUUAACUCAAAAAGUUUUACAGAAUAUGGAUGAUUUAAAAUUUCGUGAAAUGCAAAUUUUUGAAAAUAAGAAAAAAAUUGCUGAAGCUGAGACAAAAUUAAAACAACAACAGAAUUUAUAUGAAGCUGUACGCAGUGAUCGUAAUAUGUAUAGUAAAAAUUUAAUUGAAGCACAAAAUGAAAUAAUUGAAAUGAAAAGAAAAUUAAAGAUUUUAUCACAUCAAAUUGCUCAAUUAAAAGAUGAUAUAGCAACACGUGAUGCAACCUUAGUUAAAGAAACAAUGGAACGACAAAAAAUUGAAAAAGACAAAGAACAAUUAAUGAAAGAUUUAGAAAAAAUGAAAGCACAAAUAAUUGAAAAUCGUGCCUAUAUAGAAGCACAAGAAGCAGAAGAAAGUAAACUAUUGAAAAUUGUUACUGAAGCUGAUAAUGAACGUGUUAAAGAGAAGAAAGAACAUGAACAAGUUGUUAGUGAAAGAGAUGUCUUAGGCAGUCAAUUAGUACGUAGAAAUGAUGAAUUAGCUUUACUUUAUGAAAAAAUUCGUAUACAACAGUCUAUAUUAAAUAAAGGUGAAGCACAAUAUAACGAAAGAUUAAAUGAUUUAAAUCUAUUAAAACAAGAAGUUAGGAAAUUAAGACGUGAAAAAGCUUUACUUCAAGCUACAGCAACAAAAGUUGAAGAUCUUAAAGUAGAAAUUAAUAGAAUUCAAAGGAAUUUAUUGAAAGAAAGAUCAAGAGCAAAGGCACUUGAAGAAGAAUUACAAAAUCCAAUUAAUGUUCAUCGAUGGAGAAAACUGGAAAUAUACUACUUUGAUACAUGGAGAGAAUUUGAAUUCCUUCCACAAGGCAGUGAUCCUUCUACAUAUGAAAUGAUACAGAAAAUUCAGGCCUUACAAAAACGUCUUAUUAGUAAGACAGAAGAAGUAGUUGAAAAAGAAUUGUUGAUUCAAGAGAAGGAGAAAAUUUACAUCGAAUUGAAACAUAUAUUGGCACGUCAGCCAGGUCCAGAGGUUGCAGAACAACUCAACGUUUAUCAAAGUAUUAUAAAAGAUAAAACUAAACAAAUGAAAGCAAUGACCGCUGAGAUGAACGUUUAUGAAAGUCAAAUAGCUGAGUAUAAGUCAGAAAUAGAACAUCUGAAUCGUGAAUUACAAGAAGUUAAGAGAAAUUACUUUAAACAAAAAAGACGUCAACAGAAGAUGAAUUUAUCCAAUGAAAGUCAUAAUAGCCAAAAAGAAGAUAAAAUUCAAAGGCAUCUCCAGCAGCAGAGGCAAUCAAUAUUACACGAACAGCCAAAAGAUUCACAAGCACGUUUUACUGGUGGAGGAUUUAAAAUAACACAUGUUGUCAGUUGAUCUGAUAUAUGAUCAAUGUUUAUUAAUUUUUAAAAAAACGAAAAAAUAUUCAAAUAGGAUGCAUUGUUCAUGUAUCUAUAUGUAAAGAUUAUACAUUUUGUCACAAAUAAAAUAUUAGUUUUGAUUUUAACUUAGUAUCACUGUAACAAAUCUGCUCUCCUCAAAAUAUGGAUUUGAAAUCAUCG